Messenger RNA from Microthlaspi erraticum, 876 nucleotides. The record is from the annotation of a GenBank genome assembly. Lineage: Eukaryota; Viridiplantae; Streptophyta; Magnoliopsida; Brassicales; Brassicaceae.
AUGUCGUGGUCGAAAGCAUGUAGAGGGACUCUCAUAUCUUCGUAUUUAGAGAACCUUCAUCGAACAUCGCAGUCUACGAGGACCGUGCCUCUUGAUAUAUGCUCUCGUUAUUACACUCAUGGAGCUUGUAGAGGCAAUGAGCAUAAUCUCCGAAGAAAUAGAGGGCUUUGGGGAAGCUCUUCUUUGAAUUCCCAUUCUUCUACUGCUAAAUUGAUGUUACUUGGUGCUCAUCGCCAGUAUUCUUCUACUCACUCUCCAACAGAAACCAAAUCACAGAAAAUGCUAUAUUACCUCACUGCUCUUGUCUUUGGCAUGGUGGGGCUAACUUACGCCGCUGUGCCAUUGUAUAGAACAUUCUGCCAAGCUACUGGAUAUGGAGGUACUGUUCAACGCAAAGAGACUGUUGAGGAGAAGAUUGCUAGGCAUACAGAAUCUGGCACCGUCACUGAAAGGGAGAUUGUGGUGCAGUUCAAUGCUGAUGUUGCUGAUGGGAUGCAGUGGAAGUUCACUCCAACUCAAAGAGAGGUGAGAGUAAAGCCAGGAGAAAGCGCUCUCGCUUUUUACACUGCUGAAAACAAAAGUUCAUCUCCAAUAACCGGUGUCUCCACAUACAAUGUCACUCCCAUGAAGGCAGGAGUUUAUUUCAACAAGAUACAGUGCUUUUGCUUUGAGGAGCAGCGACUUCUUCCCGGAGAGCAAAUCGACAUGCCGGUCUUCUUCUACAUUGAUCCUGAGUUUGAGACUGAUCCAAGAAUGGACGGAAUCAACAACUUGAUAUUGUCUUACACUUUCUUCAAAGUGUCCGAGGAAAAUACUGCAGAUACGGUCAACAACAACAACAGCUCUGUUCCAGUUCAAGUUCAAGAAACCAAUUAA